AUGAAUCUACCGACAGAACUCAUUAUUGCUUGCCUGAGGCAUAUCUACUACGGAGAACUCUACGCUGUUGACAAGGCAAGUCUUUUGUCGUGUGCCCUCGUCGCGAAAUCUUGGACAGGCCCCGCUCAGGAGCUGCUGUUCCGUUCCGUCAGAGGUCGCCAAUUUCUCCAAGCCCUGCAAUCGCCAAGCGAUACCAUCAGACUAUCGCAACUGAGCGCAUACGUUGUCAAAUGCGACAUUGCAAUUGGCCGGUCACAGGAUUCACAGGCCUCCAUCCUGCGGCCCAGCGAUCUUAUCACCCUCUUACGCGCACUCCCCAAGCUUUACGAGCUCACUCUCCGAGUACACUACCCUUACGAAUUCGAUGGGGACACGUUGGACGAGCUUCGGGCGCAAUCUGGAUGUCAGCUCCGCGCACUCAACUUCAUGCAGUCUGGCGGAGUCCAGUCUCUCGUUCUCUACCAGCUCCUCGGCGUUUGGCGCACGAUCAGACAUCUCAGAAUAGGAUGCGAAGUGCGUUCCCCGCCGUUGUGGGCCUUGCAGAUCAAACUCGAUCUGUACGAGUUAUCGAUGUUUCGUAUGCCCACGCUCGGGGCGUUCGACUGGCUCCUCUCGCCCUCCGUUGCCCCGAACCUGCAGAUUCUCGAGCUCAGGGACGUUCCCAGUCGGUCGUCAUGCAGUUCAUUGGACGCACACGUGCACCGUCUACGAUCAUUGCGAGUAGGCCGCCUCGACCUCAGUUCCUCCGGGCUCAUCUCAAGAUGCUCCAACCUGGGAGAGCUGGUGCUGUACCAAAUCCCGACCAUUUUGCCACUGGACCAUAGUCAGCUGCCGCGGACUAUUGUGCAUCUCAGUUUCCGCAAUCCGGGAUGGGGUGCCAGCGAGGCGCUGGGAUCAUUGUUGAGUGCAGUGCGUCUGCUGCCAAUGCUGAAGCUAGUGACGUGCGAUCAAUUGAGCACGGCGACCACCGAUUACCACAAACUUCUGUCUAUAUGCGCGGAUCGCAGCAUCGCUCUGUACCACGAUGAUUUGCCGAUGUGGAUGUUUGAGGAUCCUAUCCCUAUCCGGAUGUUCCCGCGACGCAAGUCCGUAUCAAACUUCGGUACAAUGCGGUCCAUACAAAACAGUUGA
This is a messenger RNA of Punctularia strigosozonata HHB-11173 SS5, 1131 nucleotides long. RefSeq lists its product as uncharacterized. The transcript has 2 exons. NCBI's taxonomy places the organism in Eukaryota, Fungi, Basidiomycota, Agaricomycetes, Corticiales, Punctulariaceae. The record is from RefSeq and is a predicted model, not a curated record. Bases 1 to 1131 code for a protein of 376 amino acids.